CAGUAGCUAUUAUAUUGGGGAAUUGUAGUACUGUCUAUGAUGAAAGGAAGGAAGUGAUGUAAGAGUGAUGUAAUGGUUUAUUCCCCCACACCUGUAGCUGAUGGUGGAGAUAGGCAACGAGAGGUCGAACCAGUUCUGGGAGAAGCACUGCCAGCAGGAGAGACUCGAGGCCGGUGUGGAGAGAGACAUCCGGGAGUCCUUCAUACGGGCCAAGUACCAGGACCGUGCGUGGAUCCCCCAACCCACCGGGGAGGACCGCGAGGCUCUGAGCAAACAACUGCUCGUCUGCGUCGCCAGCAACAACCUCAUGAGGACCAUACAGCUGCUAGUCCACGGGGCAGACGUUUCGUACGAGGACCCAAAUGAGCCGAACCCGAAAUUGAAAACAUGUCUUGGGGUCGCAAGACAUCACAAACAGACGCUACAAGUGGAGCUACUGGAGCAGAACAGAGCCCUGUCAAGCCCCAAGCCGGUUGAUAUCCCGCAAGUAGUCACCAAGAAGGGUCACCUCUACAAGACGGGUAACGACAGGACGGGCUGGAAGAGACGGUGGUGCACACUCGACCAGUUCAGAGGUGUCGAAUACUUCAGAUCCGAAACAGACCCGGACUGCCAAGGAGACAUAAAGAUCCACGAAAUGCUGAGCAUUUCUCUCUGCGACGAAGAAAAGGACCCAAAAUACCCACACUGUUUUGAGCUCAACACACAGAGCAGAGGCUACUUGUUCUGCGCCGACAGUAAGGCAGAAAUGGACGACUGGAUCGAAACACUGAAAAAGGUCAUUCCGAGAGAUGGGGCAGAAAAAUUGGGGUUUGACAAAGUGGGGUACCUGAGAAAGAAGGAUCCUCACAACGUCGGCGGCUGGAAGAAACGAUGGUUCACACUCAAGGGAAAGAGCCUUGUCUACUACAGAAGAGAGCGGGAGGAGCUGUCGGAGAUAGACCUGAAGAAAGUCGUGGAGCUGAAGCCCCCGGACCACGUCAGCGGUACCCCCGAGGCCCUCUGCUGCUUCCAGAUUUGUCUGCCCGACAGGGUCUACACGCUCAGGGCAGACACGCCCGCCGAGGCAGAGAGCUGGAUGCAGGCACUCAGACACACACAGGUGUCGGGGAUCCCACUGAGCGAGCAGCAGACGACGUCCGCCCGUAUUCCGAUCAUCGUCCACAAAUGUCUCCAGUUUGUGGAGACGUUUGGUCUGGAGGCUCAGGGAAUCUACCGAAUGAGUGGAAACCUUGCCAAGAUCAGGAGAUUAAUCCUGGGAUUCAAUCAAGAUGCCCGUGGGUUCCUAAUCAACUCUGAGGAGUACACAGUCCACGAUGUUGCUGGCGUGUUGAAGGAUUUCUUCAAGAGCCUACCUGACCCUCUCCUCACCCAUUCUCUCUACCAGGACUUUGUCCUCGUCAUGAAAGAAGCUGAGCACGAGCAGCAGCUGGUCCAGCUCAAGUCCCUCGUCGAACAGCUGCCUCCUGUCAACAGAGAGACCCUCAAGAGAAUCAUCGGACACCUCAACAGAGUGAUAGACCACGAGAGUAAGAACAAGAUGGGCAGAACAAACCUCGUCAGCCUCUUUGCCCCUACUCUGAUGACUGUCAACGCCGACGCUGUGUCGAUGCAGAAUGCAAAGUAUGAGUUCAUGUGUAUGGACAAAAUGAUACAGUACUACAAGUGGCUCUUUGAGGUCAAAGACGAGGAGGAGGCCAAAGAGAAAGAGCUGGAGGAGGCAAAGGAGAAGAUAUUGCGAGCGGCUCAGCAGCAGAAGGUGGUGAAUGUUGGUAUGACCUCCAACAUGAAGUUCCUCAACACAAUCUACAUUCUCAGCAGAUCCGGAGACACCUACGGCACAUAUAUAACUCCAGAGACGUCGGUAGGAGAGAUAGUGGAAGAAGUAUCCACCAACAAGAGCCUACCCCCGGACCACUACGCCCUCUACCUGGUCAUCGGCGAGGGUGACUCGUAUCGCGUCCUCAGCUCCUCGGACAGGCUGCUGGCCGCUCUCUCAUCUGUCGGCUCUGAGUGCCAUCUGUGUCUCAAACCAAACGCCUUCUACGAGAGCAUCAAACCAUUCAUGCACCAGGAUGGCUGGGAGAGUGUACAGGUCCACGUGAGGGAGAAGAAGAAGUGGAAGAGAUAUCCGUGUGCCGUUCGGGGGAAGAGUUUCGUACAGUUCAAAGACAACAAGUGUACCAAUGAAGUGGUAAGGCUGGCUGUGAGCGAGCUGGAUGUGUUUGCUGGCAUGGAAAAAGCCGUCAGAACCGACCACAAGAACCCUAUGCCUACAAGGAAUUUCUUUUGGUUGAAGCAGACAAGAGGCAUGAGAGGACAUGAAGACCACACCAAGUACCUGUGUACCGACUCUGAACAGGACUUACAGAAACUAAUUGCAGCUCUUGUCAAAGCUAAAUAUGGCCCAGAAGGUCUCCAGACUCCCCUACUACCCACAAGACCACCUCCUCCAGAACUAGCUGUCAGAAGAACCACCAUCAGUGUGUCUCCCAAUACACCGAAGAGACACCAGUUUGCAACUGCUUCAGUUCAGGUCAGUCUCUGUCUCUUUUUCAACCUUCACGUCACCCAUUAUCUCUUUGUUUUGUGUCGUGUUUUUUCUCCACUGCAGUAUACUAAAUGGUAGCACAUCUCCUUUCCUUCGCUUCCUCAAUUUCGAUCUGUUCUCAUAUUAUUAUUGGACAUAUUUUAUCUCUCUCUUUUCUCCGUUAUUCAUCUGUUCACAUUUUGAUUUUUUAGUGGUUGUUGCAUUUAUGUAUGUCUGAGAUUAUGAUUACGUCAUUUUCUGUUCUGAAGUGCCCGUUUGUAAAAAUACAUUUUUAUGGACUUUUUCUAUUGAAUUUCGGAUUGCUAGGAGCAUGAUAGUGAAUGUGUGUGUGUUAGUGUUGAUCUACGUGGUGUGUUGGGUGCCACGGUCUACCGGUUGUCUCUGGCUCUUGCGGAAUUGGAUGGUCUUCCUCAUUUGCUGCUCACGGAACUCCUGUCUGCGAACUAGAGCUAAGUUGACCCGUCUCUGCUGGUCCAGCUCCUCUGCUGCAGUCUCCAGCUGGCCUCUCAGUCUCGACACUGUCUCCCCCAGAUCAGGCUCUGAGGAUCUGUCACUGUCACUGUCUGACCUUUCUUUUUUCUGCUGAUUCUCCAUGUCUUCUUUGACAGCCACUUGGAUUCUUUUAGCAACUUUCUGGGCAAACUUCUUUCUUUCCUCUGUCAAUGACAGUCUGCCAGCUGGGUUUGGAGUUAAUGGCAUCCUUUUCUCUUCCGGGCGACCCCCUUUCACUAACCAACCUCCUUCACACACACUUUCCACCAGAUAGAAAUAUGAGUGUUCGCUGUGUUGCAGGGCAUCGAGGACAGGGUCUGAUUCCAGUGUGGAAUCGGAAUCGGAGUCUCCCCCGGCUCCCCGGCUGGCCUCCAGGUGCCUCAGAGCCCGUUCCUCCACCAGCUCCUCCCUCACUCUCUCCAGCUCCGCCAGUGUUGCUUCGUGACCAUCCGAGUGUUUGCUGCCAUUGUCUCUCUCCUGGAGCCUCUCUCUGAUGUGAGCUAUGGUGUCCUUCUGUCUGACGAGGACCUGGGAAUGGUGCUCACCCAGACACCUCUCUCCCACUGCUAUCAACUGAUCCCACUUCUGCAGCAAGCAACAGCAUGGAGAAACCUCACAACCACAAGUACAAACAUCCGAUGGAGGAAAUGCUACAAGUAUAUACCUUUAUUCAGGGUGUCUAAACACGUAUUGUUUAUAUACCUCUUUGGUCUCUCUUAACUGAG
Molecule: messenger RNA, 3768 nt
Organism: Geodia barretti
Lineage: Eukaryota; Metazoa; Porifera; Demospongiae; Tetractinellida; Geodiidae
Source: the annotation of a GenBank genome assembly